AUGGAGCCCAUACCCCCCCCCAACCCGAAUUUCGGGUCUUCGGGUUGGCUUGGGGUGGUCUGGCAGGUAGUCAGUGAGGCUCGAGGCCUCCGCGUUGGCGCAGUGCGGGGGCGCCCAGGGCGAGCUCCCGACCGCCGCGCGGCGGGCCCUGCAGGACGAGCUCACAUAACCUGGGCGCGGGAGGCGUGCGUACAUCUCUCUCUCCUGGAGGAGGGCUCGCCGAGUGCGCCCGCCGGCAGUGCCACAAGCGGCUCCACGUCAGGUCCCCCGUGCAGCAGAGAGGCGCCCCUUAGCUCGAGGGGGUCGAGGCCGAUGCCCUCGGCGCUCCCGCGGCUCGACCUGACGCCGCCGUCCGACUGCCAGGGCCACGGCCGCGGAGUGGUGCGAAGCGUCCUCCGGGACCUCCUGCUGGGCCAGCGCGCGCGCCCCGGUCCGCGGAAGCUGUCGAGCUGCGGCACCCCUCCGGCCAUCGCCCAGGCCGCCAGCCGCUCUCGGCUGGCGGCCUCUCUCUGGCAGGCGGCGCGGCGCGGCCCGGCGCGGCGGGCGGCCAGGCGCAGCUCGAGGACCCUCCUCUCGGCCGCCCGGCUGCGGCCCCGCCGCGCGGCCUCUGCAGGCGGUGAAGUGGUGGCGAGGUGCUCGUAG
This is a messenger RNA of Prorocentrum cordatum, 642 nucleotides long. Lineage: Eukaryota; Dinophyceae; Prorocentrales; Prorocentraceae. The record is from the annotation of a GenBank genome assembly.